UAUUGUACUGUUCUGAACAAUCAAAAAUGUGUAGUUGCAUUCGUGAUAUCCUAACCUCAACUUCAGAAUGUUUCACGGGUGUGCCAAAUAGUCGCUAAAACCUCGGGGAAGGCUGAUGGCACGGUGAUAUCUUCACCAAUCCAGAGGAAAAAAAAAAAAUGUUUCACGGGUGUAAGAAGCUUUGUACCAGCGGCUUGAGGUUACCGAUAUCAUCGCGAUGCGCCGGGACGCUGUCGAAGUCGGAGGCGAGGAAGCGCAGGUCUCAGAUGUUCGAGGAGGAGAAACAGAGACAACGCUCUCAAUUAGGUAGAAUCAAGAAGAUUGAGGUGAAAUAUCAGUCGGUGGAGGACGAAGUGGUCCUGGUGAUGAACCGCAACAUGUCCACGCCGUACGACUGCGCCAGACACAUCUCCGAGAGCAUCGCCAAUAUGUCCGCGAUCGCCUUCGUCGACGGCCAUAUCUGGGACAUGCAUAGACCGUUCACAGACAACUGCGAACUGCAGUUAGUGACCAUGCAGUCUCCACAAGUAAACGCGAUCAACAAUGCCUUCUGGCGAACGUGCUCGUUGAUCUUGGGUGCUGUAGCGGACGAUGCCUUCAAAGAUAAUGUGAAUAUGCAUCUACACAGCUUUCCCUAUCCUGUAAUCCGCUCUGGUAGUUUUAUAUACGAUGUAUUCAUUGAUCUGCCAAACUGGCAGCCAACUAUGUCAGAAUUACGUGCUCUGUCUGCGUCAUUCAUCAAGUUUGCAAAUCGUGAGCUGCCACUGGAGAGACUCACAGUAUCUUGCAACAUCGCCCAGGACAUGUUCCAGGACAAUCCCUUCAAACACCAACAGAUACCUAAUAUUGCCAAAGAUAAUGGCAAUGUGAUAUUAUAUCGUUUAGGUGAUCAUGUAGAUGUCAGCAAAGGGCCCAUGGUAAGUCACAGCGGUCUGAUAGGGCGUGCCAGCGUGAUGGCCAUUCACCAAAUCACGGACGGACCUGUGGACGGUUUGUAUCGCUUCCAAGGUCUCGCUUUGCCCAAAGGUAUCAUGCUCAAUCAUUUUGCUUAUGGUAUCUUGGAAAAUCGCGCAAAAAAACUUAAUACUGUCACAUGGCAGCCGCAAACAGUACAUGAAAUUAUGAACAAUGCAACAGCGUCUGCGAACUAAAAAUAUUCAUCUCACAAUCUAAGUAAAUUUUCGUGUAAAUAAAUAUACUCUUUAGUUAUUACUUCUGUGUAAUUCUUUGACUGUAAGGCCUGCAUCAAUAGUUGUCACUUGAAACUUGUCUCACGUGAGAUACUCAGAUUUGAAUUUAGAGUCAGACGUACAUUUUUUAAUCGUGGUUACAAAUGUGUCACAUGUAUGAUUCAAAAAGUAAAAACUCUAAUCUAACGCUAAAUUCAGGUUCAAGUAUCUCAUAUGAGACAUGUUUCAGAUGACAACUAGUGAUAUAAACUUUAAUUUCGUUCGUGAUUAAGAUGUAUUAGUCUUAAAAAAACCUUUGUAGUUCGAAAACUUGGAAUAAAGUAUUAGGGCAUAUUUUUUAUUCAA
Messenger RNA from Odontomachus brunneus, 1535 nucleotides. RefSeq names its product 39S ribosomal protein L39, mitochondrial (gene mRpL39). Gene Ontology annotation, molecular function: threonine-tRNA ligase activity; nucleotide binding. NCBI's taxonomy places the organism in Eukaryota, Metazoa, Arthropoda, Insecta, Hymenoptera, Formicidae. The transcript is spliced from 3 exons. The record is from RefSeq and is a predicted model, not a curated record. Gene Ontology annotation, cellular component: mitochondrion. The coding region runs from base 159 to 1151 and encodes 330 amino acids. Gene Ontology annotation, biological process: threonyl-tRNA aminoacylation.